This is a messenger RNA of Oncorhynchus mykiss (rainbow trout), 968 nucleotides long. RefSeq lists its product as uncharacterized. NCBI's taxonomy places the organism in Eukaryota, Metazoa, Chordata, Actinopteri, Salmoniformes, Salmonidae. The record is from RefSeq and is a predicted model, not a curated record.
GUCAGUAUAUAAAGAGGAUGUUGUGCGUAGUCAGGAUCCAGUGUAUCAGCAUGGAGAAGGCUGUGUGGCUGCUGUGUGUCCUGUUUCUGCAGGUCUGUCUGCUCUCCACCACAGCCCUCCCUGGACAAGACAGACGGACAGCAGCUUUUCAAACCAACCAAGCCAUGGGAGGCUCUUCCCCAUUCCUCCCAGGACCUCCACGUCAGGUAGACAUGAAGCCACUGGUUGUGCAGCUCAGAGCAAAGAGACAUGAGGAGGGGUUCCCCGACCGAAACAGGGUAGGGGGGUGCGGCGGCCAGCUUCCAGGGAGUUGUUCAGUGAUGUCAGUCCUGAAGAAUGCUGUUGGACCUCCACCGCCACCCGAGAGUUCCAGGACUAAGAGGCAUGAGAGUACCAAGGGCAGACGCAAAAGACCCUAUCGUCCUGGAGCCUUGGCUGCAUUUUCCGAACUAGCUGUUCCUCCUUACAGAUCCUCAGCAUAGAAGAAGACGGUACUGAGACACAGGACAGGCCAUGGAGAGAAACCCACCGCAUGAAACUUGCUUUAUUUUGGGUCAUAAGUCAAAUAAGCAUGAAAAAAAACAUGUGGUAUCGACAGUAAAACACUCAGUCCUGCUUUAUUUGAAGUGCAUCUUGAGAAAGCUUUUAAAAAAAACAUAUAGGUUUCAUAAGCACUGCAUAUAAAGGUCACAAAUAAUCUGUAACUCAUUUCAUGCUCUAUAAAAUAUUUCCAAAUGUGAUUUCUAAAUGUGAACAAAUAAAUGCAUGGUUAUGUCACACAGUUAUGCCACAUUAUGAAUCUUUAUAGAGCAAGAUAUAAGGUUAUAGAUGAUAUGUGAAGCAUCUAUGUGGGGCUUUAUGAAGCCUUCAUAAGAUGCAUUUCAAAUAAAGCGGGACUAAACUUUCAUUUACUUUUUUUUCAGUUUUCCAGCAAUGGAAUUAUAAAUAAAACUCUACCGCGCUAUGGA